CGCCAUUUUGCGACAGUUGCUGAUUGCUCGUCUGCAGGUAAAGAGCGUGCGAUUAUGAGGGUCGUGGAGGUGGUUGGAUUCAAUAAUUGUUUCUCUCUUUCUUUGUGAAUAUCCGUUAUUUAGUCUGCAAUUGUGAAGAUUAAUAUGAUGAAUUCAUUAAGACGCAGAAAUUGUGUUUGAUGGUUUUAAUUGUUUUUUUAAAGAAACAAAAGCUACCAUUGCGUGUGUAAAAUUGUAUCAGUAUCACGUGCCGUUAGGAUCGUGAUGAACGCGCGUUAGAUUACAGCCGCUAAAAGAACUUUCCACAAUCAGCAAAGGCUUCACCAUUGAUGUGUUACCCAAUUGCACAUCAUGCCCACUUCACGAAGGCGACCUGUUGCACGUGUUAAUCAAAAAGAACUGAGAGGAUUUCGUGAUAAUACUAACCCAUUAUGGUGUGGGGCAUGCAAUAUAUUAUGUGAAAGCAAGAUCAGCUUCCAACAACAUCGACAAACAGCAAUUCAUGAAUACAACUAUGCUGUGUUUACUUUUGAGAAACACCGAAACCGCAAAAUUCAGAACAGGCAUAAAGUUAUUGUUAGGACAAAAUGUAAAAAUGAGUGGAUAGAUCCUGAUAGAACUGGAACAAUUCAAACUCAGAUUCUUCCUAGUGUUGAAACUUUUGAUUACAAAUUUGAACUGGUGAAUCAAGGUGAUAUUCCUAUUGAACUACGCAGUAUUGUCUUACUGCAUCCAUAUCCUGUAUUUCUUGUAACAGAUGAGCAUGAAGUGUACUCUAAAGGAAAUAGAGUCCGCAUUCAACCAGCAUGUUGUUACAAUGUUCAAGUUAAAUUCACAAAUCAUGGGAGAGGUACUUAUGGUGUUCCAGUAUCUUUCAAAUUCAUACGUACAAAAGAUGGUGAAGAGAAAGAUUUCGAUAUUGUGAGGGUUAUUGUCGUGAAAGUGCGAAGCAAUGAGUUCCCAGAGAUGGAGGUGGAGGAGAGCCCUUUCCGAGGAGAUGUUUGGACCAACGUGAAGUAUCGCAUAGAAGGAGUAACUGAUAAAGGGAAACCGCUAAAGUUUGACACCCCAUUUGAAAUUCCAGAGCAGUACUAUCAGCUAUUGGAACACUGGCUUCUUCCCUGGGAUGGCAUCACCCGUGAUGAUAUGAAUCUCCUUACCACUGUGUUGGAUAUUGCACUAAAAGGUUACGAAAACCUUGAUCUUGAGAAUUAUGAAUUCAUCAUGCAUAUGUUGCUCUAUCUGGAAGAAUUUGAUGCACUGUUGCACGUGAAUCGCUACAACAUGCGUGGGGUUGCAUUACAUCCUUCUAUUACUCCUGGUCGACUGGAACUGAAAGUUCCAGGGCUUGCAGAGAAACGCCCUUCUUUGCUGAAAAGAGAUCUCAUUUAUUGCCGUGUGAGGCAAGAAGAUGGUAGGACUGAAGAGGUAGAAUAUGAAGGUCAAAUUGUAGAUGUUCUUGAUGAGUCAAUUAUAAUCAGCCACUUCAAUCCAGAAUUUUACCACCGUUUCUUUUCGGGAAAUCUACAACUAGAUGUGCGAUUUUCAUUUUCACGUUAUCCAAUAAGUGUGAUGCACUGUGCAGUGCAUAAUAUUGUUGUGAAGAAAAUGGACUUCAUCAUUUUUCCAGAUAAUGUUAAAUGUUCAUCAUCACUGCUCAAAAAUGACGUGAAACUUGAAUUUGUCAGUAAAGAGGUGGAAAGUAACAGAGAACAACGUCAGGCAGUAAUUAAUAUAGUGAAGGGUGUGUGCCGUCCUGCUCCUUACAUCAUUUUUGGUCCGCCUGGAACUGGAAAGACUAUCACAAUUGUGGAGUCAAUAUUGCAGAUUAGGAAAGUGUUUCCACAGUCUCGCAUCUUGGUAUGUGCUCCUUCCAAUGCAGCUUGUGACCAUGUGGCAACUCGUCUGGUCCCUCACUUCAAGUCCACUGAACUACUUCGUUUCCAUUCGUCCAAUCGUGAAUGGUAUUUUGUGAAUUUAUUUUUAUUCUUGGUAUUUUAUUUAAUGAAAAAUUAAAAAAAACACUAUUAUCAUUAGCCCAGGCUUUCAAAAUGUUCAGAGGGGGGAGAGGGAGAUUAGAUACUUAUCUAACAGUUAUCGAAUGUCAUCAGAGGUUAGGUUAGGUUAGGUUAACUUUUCUACAUGGUCUUCAGAGGUCACCUGCACCUGGGGCUGCACACAUAAACAAAGGAUAAUGAUGAGUGGGAUAUGUCGAGGCCAUGCCCAUGUAUAUCUGGAAUCUCUUUCACAGAAUAGACAUGGGCAACUAAAGCACUUUGGUUGAAGCAAUUUAUAUAUGCUAUAUUCAUGAUGGUAAAAAGUACAAAUUAGAAUCAAUGUAUAAUAAAUGUGAAUAAUGUAUGAUUGUUUAUGUGGCAACAGGCUGUGCUGAUAUACAUUGCACAGAACUUGUACAUGUCAAUAGGUCAACUGAAUGACUAUGGAGUAAUCUGCAACCACAAGCAACUUCGCUGAAUUGUGAACAGUUUACGGAAGUACUUGUGAAGUGGCAUCUAUUUAUGUUACAUUGAGUACUGUAUGUCAAGGCUGAAAGUUCACAACUGCCUUGGUCACAUACCAAACAACAAUUUCAACUGCUGAUUUGCAAUGAACUGCUAUGUGCAGCUGCUUAUAUAUCAACUCUCUGCCUGGAAAGAAGGGAAAUCUAAGGGGAAGGGAAGAGAGAGCCACUAGGGCAGCACUCCAACAGAUGGGAAAGCAGCAAGUGGUUCCUUCAAUUGUCAUUAAUAAGAGUUCUAAAUGUAAAUUGUGUUAAAGACAUGUAACCGAAACUUGACAUAUCAUUAGUCUUUUAAUGGUAUGAAAAAUAGCUUUUGAGUAAUGCUGUUUUAAAGUUAACUUUGUAUGCAGGGGCACAGUUCCAGAAAUUCUUCACAAGUACAGCAAUCGGAAUGAGAAUACUUACUACUCUCCAACUCCAAAUGAUUUGUUGAAAUACAGAGUUGUGGUGUGCACCCUCAUUUCAGCCAAUAAACUGGGGGCCAAAGCCACUGAGCCAGGCCAGUUCUGUUUACAGAAGGUAGUUUUCACGCAUAUCUUCAUUGAUGAAUGUGGUCAAGCACCAGAGCCAGAAGCACUUGUUCCAAUUGGAGUGGCAUUAAGUCGCUUCACUGAACAUUCCCCCAGUGGAAUGGUGGUUCUUGCUGGGGACCCAUGUCAGUUGGGUCCUGUCUGUAACUCAAAGCGCUCUGAGAAUAUUGCUAUUGGAAUUUUUAAUGAGGAUGAGGUUAUUCCUGAGACUGACGCUGUAACUAAACUAAACAGACGCAUGGGACUUGGAAUUUCUCUUUUGGAGCGUCUGAUGGUGACAUGCUCUCUUUAUCAGAAGGGUGCUGAUGGUACUUAUGAUAACAGAUACAUAACUAAAUUACUCAAGAAUUUCCGUUCACAUCCAGAUAUUAUUGAUCUACCAAACAAAUUAUUUUAUUCUGGUGAACUCAUACCUGCUUGCUCAGAUGUUGUGCGCUUGGAUCCUGUUCGGCGCAAGAUUUUGCCCAAUGGCAAAGCAAAGCAGUCAUGUGCGGUUAUUUUCCAUGGAGUAAUUGGCCAAGAAAAAAGAGAAGGGCGCUCUCCAAGCUACUUCAAUUUGUAUGAAACCGAUCAGGUGAUGAAUUACAUGCACCUGCUACUUAGAACCAUAAAAGACAUCAAAGUAGAACCUUCAGAUAUAGGAAUUAUUGCUCCUUACAUUAGACAGGUCUACAAAAUAAAACAUGCUUUGAAACAACAGAAAUGGGAUGAAGUAGAGGUCGGCACAACAGAAACUUUCCAAGGCCGUGAAAAACGUGUAAUGAUAAUUUCCACAGUACGUUCUAACCGAAAUCUCUUGGAUUAUGAUUACCGCUUCCGACUUGGUUUUGUUGCUGAUCCAAAGCGAUUCAAUGUGGCAGUAACUAGAGCUCAAUCAUUACUGAUUGUUAUUGGCAAUCCUUAUCAGCUCGUCAAUGAUGCAAAUUGGAAGAAAUUAAUAGAGUUCUGUAACAACAAUGGAUCGUAUUUGGGCAGCUCCUUUAAACCACGCAAUGAGCAGUGGCGGGAUCAUGUUGUGGGAGUAGUCAAUGACCUGUCUAUUAAAGAUUAGUGAACUGAAGUCUACAUUCCUUUCUUUUUUAAGAAAAUUGAAAACAUGACCAAAGUUUACAUUCCACUCUGUGUGGAAUAUAUUUUUUUUAGAAAUGAUGUUUAAUGCAUAGUAAUAUAUUUAUAGUGAACAACCUGAAUUAUACAAAACAAAUAUGAAUAUGAGGUGCAAGUUUUAUACUUUAUGAAAGUGUCCAGGACCAUUUUCAGUAUACACAAACUGUAAUUUUGUACCAUUUUGCGUUGCUAGUAUUAAAAUUUACAAAUAACAGGAGUUGAAUACUUAAAAACAUUCUAAUUUUCCAAUUAAGAAACUGAUGAAGAUCAUUUUACAUUUUGGACAAGGCAGGAAUUGAAGUUUUCAAGCAGUUCGUUUGAACAUGUACUGUAUUUUGGAGUGAGUAAGAUCACUUUCUAGAUUGAAGAGUUAAUUGCGCAAAGAUGAAUUGGGGGAAAAUGAAACAAGUCCCAUAUCCUGUGUUUUUAUCUCUGUUUUCAAAACCUUAAUUUCUUUUAUUUAUAUUUACACUCCUCAAAAAGUGAAUUCUAUUUCCAACUAUCUGAAUCUGUAGGUUUGUAAGUUGAGAUGAAUGGAAUUAUGAUUAACAAUUUCCUACUUAAUCCUAAAUUGCACAAAUAAUACCAAUUAGCUUGUUUUGUUUCAAAAUAAUAAAAAAGUUGCUGUAGUAAUUGACAUGCUUUCAAACUAGGAGAGAAAAUUUGUUAUUGAAUAUACUGAAAUUCCAUCCAAGACACUAAAAUUCAAAGAACAAAAUGCUCAAAACUAAUUUUUAUUCCUUUUGUUGAUUGCCCAUCACUUCUCAUUAGUGAAGGGGAAAAAAGUGAAAUAAAGCUUUGGUGGUGACAGAACAGAGAACAGAAAGGAAUUUCAAAGAGUUUACAAGCUUCUUUGGUGCUGUUGUGAUUAGGAAUGGUUCAUUCUAAUGAAGUCCUCAUUAAAAAACUCUUUUCACACAGGAACAUGGUGGAUAGUUUUUAGGUAUGAUGAGCAUUACUUCACAAUUCUGUCCAGAAUUCCAUUCAGAACAAACUUAGUGUCAAGAAAUUAAUUUUAAAGUGGCUUUUGAGAAACACAAAAAUUUGAACACUGUCACUAAUUGUUGAUCGAGUUCCUUUGGUUAACACAAUACUCAAUAAAUGUUACACAGACCGUAAACCAUUAUUAUUAUUAUUAUCAUCAUCAUCAUCAUCAUCAUCAUCAU
This is a messenger RNA of Gryllus bimaculatus (two-spotted cricket), 5324 nucleotides long. Lineage: Eukaryota; Metazoa; Arthropoda; Insecta; Orthoptera; Gryllidae. The record is from the annotation of a GenBank genome assembly.